Lingula anatina is the source of this 1208-nucleotide messenger RNA. RefSeq names its product secretory phospholipase A2 receptor-like. Lineage: Eukaryota; Metazoa; Brachiopoda; Lingulata; Lingulida; Lingulidae. The record is from RefSeq and is a predicted model, not a curated record.
AGGCGGAAGAAAAAAUCAUGAAUACCGUGACUCUGAUUUAGCCGAACUCAACAUGGCAGGAGUAACUUUGUGUAACACUACUGGCUAUAAAGUGACAACGUUGCCUGUGCUGCUGAUAGCAAUGCUACUCCUGGAAAGUGUAAAGAGUUGUAAUGUAGCAGGAAGCAGUUGUCGUAACGGUACAUGUUACUUUGUGAACACCAAUGCAAUGAAGUGGCAGAGCGCCUUGGAACAUUGUAAGAAUACCUGCAACGGCAGACUGGCUGUAGUUAAAGACAAUUACACUCAAAUAUUUCUGCAUGAUCUGACAUCAUCGGAGGUUUGGCUGGGCGGCAGGGAAGAGAAUUUAACAGACUGGUGGUGGAUAGAUCAAGAGGGAGCGUUAACUGCAACAACAUAUACACACUGGAGCGGUCCACAGACAUCUCCUAAUAUUGAACAACAACCAGAUACCUAUUAUGAAGCUAAGUUCCAGCCUGCAGUAGUGUUAAUGAGGGUGAGAAACACCUCAGACACGUUUCCAUGGGUGGACAGAGAAUACUUACAGACACAGAACUCUGGUGUCAUAUGUGAAGCAGACCAGAAGAGCCAAGUAUGUCAAGGUAAUCAUAGUUUCCACUGGGUUCAGAACAACAGCAGGUGGACAGACAUAAAGGACGAUGUAUGUGUUUUUAUUAAUAUCCCAUCUGAAAGAGCUACCUGGUUUGAGGGUCAAAUGUCAUGCAAAGAAGCUGGAGGAAAACUUCUGAAGAUAGACAAUGACACAGUGCAGAAAAAAGUGGAAAAUAGGCUCAACAAUAACAGUGGGCAGUUAUUUUAUUGGAUCGGAUUGGUUCACAGUGUAUGGAGAUGGGUGGACGAUGACUCCAUAAACCUGAUGUUUUGGAGACCGAUCAUGUAUCCACCAUAUCACACAGGACCAGCGUGUCUUGCACUGGAAGGGAAUGCAAGUGACGUCACCAGAAGCUGGUUGAUGAAAGAUUGCAGCGAGACACUGCCGUAUAUCUGUGAAUAUCCACUAGCUACCACUAUGCUAAGUGAGCCUUUCACCAAGAUUGUCACAGGCAAUCCAGCAGUGACAGAUGGCCCUUUAGUGACAACAGCCAACAAGAGCGAUGAAGUUAAUAUGACGGUAUCAAUGAAUGGGACAGUGUCAGUAGGAGAACGCACAGGCACGUGUGAUACUUUAUCUCCAUUUAGGCAUUAAA